Messenger RNA from Meyerozyma guilliermondii ATCC 6260, 2265 nucleotides. RefSeq names its product Faa2-3p (gene FAA2-3). The transcript has a single exon. Gene Ontology annotation, biological process: long-chain fatty acid metabolic process. The coding region runs from base 1 to 2265 and encodes 754 amino acids. Gene Ontology annotation, cellular component: endoplasmic reticulum; membrane. Gene Ontology annotation, molecular function: long-chain fatty acid-CoA ligase activity. The record is from RefSeq and is a predicted model, not a curated record. Lineage: Eukaryota; Fungi; Ascomycota; Pichiomycetes; Serinales; Debaryomycetaceae.
AUGACCCUCAAGUUUGCCGCGCCUGACUCGCCAUACGUGUUCGAAUCGACUCAGGGUAUUGAUGCCAAUGAUAUUUUUGGCAAGGCAACUCCUCUUGAUCCCCACACUUUGAAGGAAGCCGUACCUCUCCCCAACUCGGCUGAACCGGGAUAUAGUGCUAUCUACCGUAACAAGACGUUUCCUGAAGCGUUGAAAUGUGCUUUUUCACCUCAACUCACCACAGUUUAUGAAUUACUCAUCAAUUCUUUCAAGUAUUACUCCAACAAACCAGCGCUUGCUUGGAGAGAAUACGAUUACGAAACCGGUAAAAGUGCUCCUGAUUACAAGUCUAUCACCUAUCUGGAGCUCAACGAGACCAGAAGUGCCUUGGGUGCUGGUUUGAUGUACUUGUUGAAGUCGAAUCCUUACAAAGAUUCCGCCAGAUAUGCUUCCCAUGCUAAGAUUGACAAUCAUGAAAGAGAUUACAAAAGUUAUGAUUCCAACAACAUGUCGUUUGUAGCCACCUUGUUCUCUGGCAAUCGUGCUGAAUGGUGUAUUGCCGACGUGAUGACAUCGACGUUUUCAAUCACCAAUACUGCUUUGUAUGAUACGUUGGGACCCGAUACGUCGCAAUUUAUUUUGUCUUCCACCGAGUCGCCGGUCGUGAUCACUUCUAGUGACCAUAUUGAAGAUUUGGUGAAGCUCAAGGCCGACAACCCACUGUCGUUGGGUCAGUUUAUUGCAAUUAUUUCCAUGGAUCCUUUGGACUUGAAAGGCUCUUCAGCCAAGGCUUUGAAGGACCAGGGUCUUGUGGCUUAUGCCAAUGAUCACAAUAUUACCGUCCACGAUUGGAAUCAAGUACGCCAACUUGGUGAAAUUUUCCCCAUUAACGACUUGCCUCCAACCACAGAAUCCGUUUAUACUAUCAGUUUCACAUCUGGAACUACUGGUGCGAAUCCAAAAGGUGUCAUUCUCACCCACAAAAUAGCCACUUCAGGGAUCACCUUUGUGUUGUCGCAGUUCCCUCAGGAGCCCAAUGGCAGGGCUUUCUUGUUUCUUCCUUUGGCUCAUAUUUAUGAGAGACAAAAUUACGGUGUCGUUUUGACUGGCGGCUCAUGCGCCGGAUUUCCUCGCUUGCACGGCACGCCUUUGACUUUGGUGGAAGACUUGAAGAUCUUCAAGCCCUCUCAUAUGUCUAACGUGCCUCGAGUUUACUCCAAAUUUGAAGCUGCCUUGAGAGCUGCUACCGUUGACCACCCUACCUCGGCCUUAAAACGGUCUCUUUUCCAAAAGGUAAUCGACACCAAAAUCGAAAAGAGAAGACAACACGAAGUGGGAGGUGAUUACCAUCUCUUGUACGACCCUACUGUGAUUAAAAAAUUGCGUGCUCUGUUGGGUUACGAUAACAUGAUUUGGACCGUUACAGGCUCUGCUCCAAUCUCACCUGCGACUAUUGAAUUUCUCCAGGCAGCUUUAAAUAUUUCACUUUUCCAGGGUUAUGGUCUUACUGAGUCAUACGCCGGUAUUUCGGCAAGUGUAUCUAAUGAUUCUCUUGGCAGUUGUGGAGCCAUAGGAAUUACUGGUGAAAUUCGUGUAAAAGAAUUGCCCGAGAUGGGAUACCAUUUAGACGGUCCAAACGGCCCCAGUGGUGAAUUGAUGCUUCGUGGUCCUCAGAUUUUUGAAAGCUACUUUAAGAAUCCUGAAGAAACGGCCAAAUCCGUCAGCAAGGAUGGAUGGUUCAGCACUGGAGAUGUGGCUCGGAUCUCAAAAGAGGGCCGGAUUUACAUUGUUGAUCGUGUGAAGAACUUUUUCAAGUUGGCCCAGGGUGAGUAUGUCACACCUGAAAAGGUCGAAAACACUUACUUGUCUGGUAACCACUUGCUCACCCAAGCUUACGUCCAUGGAGAUUCGCACCGUCAUUUCUUGGUUGCGGUUCUUGGAGUGGAUCCUCAAGGAAUUGUGAGCUUUUUGGUAGAGAAAUGUGGCCAUUCAAAGGCAAGUUUGAGAAACAAAUCCCCACAAGAAAUCUUGGAGAUUUUGAACAAGCGUGAAGUCAGAAAAGAACUUUUGUCUAUCUUGAAUACUGGUGCCUAUAAGAAGAAGGCUUUGCAAGGUUUUGAGAGAUUACACAAUAUCUAUGUUGAAUUUGAGCCAUUGACGGUUGAGCGUGGUGUGGUGACACCUACCGUGAAAUUGAAACGUCCAAUUGCUUUAAAGUUCUUCAAGACGCAGAUCGAAGCCAUGUACGAUGAGGGACUGUUGCUUUACGACCAGUCGAAGAUGUAA